This is a messenger RNA of Acanthaster planci (crown-of-thorns starfish), 3829 nucleotides long. RefSeq lists its product as uncharacterized. Gene Ontology annotation, biological process: signal transduction. Lineage: Eukaryota; Metazoa; Echinodermata; Asteroidea; Valvatida; Acanthasteridae. Gene Ontology annotation, molecular function: protein binding. The record is from RefSeq and is a predicted model, not a curated record.
CAUACCUAGAAGUUAUGUGUCAACACUGUGCACGCAUACGGUAAGGUUUUUCCCAAUCAUAACACAGCGCGCUUGGGCUGUCGAUGCCCAGUGAUGUCAAUAGCAUGCAGUGUACUUGCGCUAUUGUUUACGCUUCGUCAGCAUUGGUAAGGUCCAGCACAGUCCAACCAAAGUACAUCGGUCACUACGAGCUCUGCUGUCUGCCAUGUGUAAUCACAGUGUGAUUAGCGGCCGAACGAUGAUGUUAAAGCUCACAACAUCAUGAGGUAAAUCUGGCUCCGGUGUCCAUUUUCCAUUUUUCAAGCCGCCUCUCAGGGUCCAAGAUUGCCGAGGUUUCCUGACAGAUGGCUCCUCGUUAAACCUCGUUGCAUCUCCCUAGUCACGGCAUCAUUAACCGUAGUCUCCGGCAACACUAGCUAGUUCAAUAUUGGCCAAACCUCAGUGCUCUACGUUGCGUCUGUAAGGAACAUUGUACGUUGGCACUAAACUGGUUUCUCUAGUGCCGGCCGAAUUACAGCCAUGUAAGAAUUAACCGCACUACCCCUCCCUGAAUCAUAUUUAUACGAUUGUUUUAGACUAAUUCCUCCAAGCGAUGGGACAUCACAAACUGUAAACAAAACACUAUUGGAAGCAUUUGUGCAGCUACACAGUUUGCAUGGCCAAUGAGAGUCUACUCAGUGAGACUGCGGAAUCCUUGGGCUGCCACCUCAGCUGGCCUGAGCUGCGCCCCUGCGUGGUAAAUAAGGAAACUCUUCGGCUGGAGGAAGAGGUCCUUGCCAAGGAAGAGUGGGACUUCAACGACCGUCCAACCUACUACACGGCCAUCGGCAAUCUACAAGGGUUCAUCGCCUUCCACCUCAACAACCACCAGAAAGCCCAAGCGUUCUUCCAAGAUGUCUUGGGCAAGGAUGAGAGAAACAUCAACGCCCUGGGAAAUUUGGCUUUCCUGCACAAAAAGCUCUAUCAGUUUGACAAGUACAGAAAAUACUACGGCAAGCUUAUGGAAUUGUUGUCGAGAAAUUGUACUAAAGCUGAGAGAGCCAUGGCCUAUGCGGAUAAAGCCCACGCUAUUCGUCACCUGGAGAAAAAACGAUGCUUUCGUUACAUGAGAUUUAUCGAGAGAGCGGUGGCUCUUGGGAGGGACUGCGACGGUCCACAGAGAGCAGAAUGGCUGUUUGAUUACGCUCUGGCUUUGUACAAGAGAGACCUCCAGGUAUUGUACCUUCAGGAACUUGCAGGCGAAGCUUCCUUCGUCCCAAGCCAUUCUGAAUGGUACUGCAACGAGCGAAUCUUGCGUGGAUUCAAGAAGGCCUGUCAUUAUUUCAUGGAAGUCGCCCGCACCAGCACCUCAAGGGAUUACCAAGCUUUGUCCUGGGUGUUCCUUGGCAUCCUUGUCAAUAAUGACCCAGACCACAGAAGCAUCGCCAUGGCAUUUCCAGAUGUGCCAGAACUCCAUCACGUCACAGCAGAACAGUGCUUAGAAAAGGGCCUGGAGAUGCAUCCAGAGUAUCACGCGGUCAUCCGUAGGGUUGGUUCUGAGUACGUCAAGCUAGGACAAUAUCAGAAGGCCAAGCCGUUGCUAGAGAAGUCACUUGGCAAACUCGAAUCGCAAUUUGUGUAUCGGCAUCUUGGCGUCAUGUACUUAGGCAUUUAUAGCAGAUCUGAAAAGGACAAACAAACAGAGCAGGGAAGAGAUUUCCUUCAGGCGGCUGCUGAAAAUUUCACCCGUGCUUUGGAAAUAGGGAAGUAUCCCGGAGACUACUCCGACCUAGGGUAUAUUUAUUUUCUCCAAGGGUGCAUCGAUGAAGCCAUCUCCAAUUUUGCUCAUGCCAUAGACAGUGAGUAUGACGAAUACUUUGACCCAGUGCAGAACCACCAGCGAUGGGCUCGGUGUCUGGAGGAGUUUAACGACCUGGAAGGCAGCAGUCUGCAACGGGCAGAGGCCGAAAGGGUCCGAGAGGAGAUCUUGAGAACACCCCUUGCUGAAGACCACCACUCGGCCUACUUCAACGACGACUUUGACUACUACAGCACCGUGGAGAAACCCAACUACGUGAGAAUUCUCGAGGACUACCACUUCGUGGCACCUCCUCGCCCCGAGCAGAACAGCACGCUGCGUAAGUGUACCUACCGGUACGACUUCUUCGUGUGGCACGCGGACAGGGACAGUCGAUGGGCAGAGGUUUUCGUGCAGAAGCUGGAGACGGAACACAGACUCGUAGGCUGCAUGCAGUCAAGGGACGUCGAAGGUGGGCGGUACGUGUCUGAGGCGUUUGUGGAUUGCUUGAAGUGCAGCUACAAGUUUGUGAUCAUCCUGACUCCACACCCUCUGGACCCCUCCCCCGACGACACCAUCCCCAAGAGCGUGGGGUGGGAGCGGUUUGCCGUCGAACAGGCUUUGUUCGAGGCCAAUAAUCACAGGGGCGGGCCCCGAGAGUACAUUUUACCCGUCGUGCUCCGCGACUGCUCCUUACCGGCAACACUUCAGACAGUGCCGGCCGUCAAGUGCAAAGAGGGCCAGAUUCUGACGAAACAUUGGCAGGAAUUGGUGCGACAACUCACUCAAUCAGCACGGUGUUCUGAUAAGCUCUAAUAAUGCCAAAUCUCCUUAAUUUGGAGAAAUAGCUGCUAUUAAUCUCUGGCAAGGAAUCACUGCGGUGUGUAAUUUAAUUAGUCUAGGUUUGCCUAUCCAAGCAUGUUGAAGACUACUGAUCUUCUCUAUGACGAAAAAUGCAAGACACAAAAAAUAUUUUACUUACUUAUUAACAGUCUUUAAGCAUUUUCUGUCGAACAAAAUCUGUCCAAUAAAAGCCUAAAAAUAUCAUUGACUCCACCUGUCAUAGGUGUAUUGAAAUACGUCGAUGACCUCAGUUUGGACGAGAUUGGGUCAGUUGACAGCCAUUUAUCUAUGCAAAACAACACUGUUGAUUUGUUUUGUUGGUUUGAGAUUAAUAAACAUAAGCCCAACCAUCUACAUGUAAAUGCAAGACUAUGCAAUUCUAUUUUGAAAAAAGUGCACCUAGCCCGCCAUCUUUGAAAAUGGGCAAUAAUUUACUUGAUGUCGUAACGAAGAAAACAACUUGGUGUUUGGAUUCAGAAUGACCUGGCAUGGGACGUUCAAGGUCAGGAAAUAGUUGCUAAAUGUAUUAGAUACCUUCAUAUUCUUAGUCGUCUCAAAAAAAUGGAGGUCCCAGGAAUGAUCUUUUGACAAUUUUAUUACGUCCAGUCCGGUUUUAGAAUAUGCUGUCCCUGUGUGACAUUCUGGUCUUACUGCAAAUUGAGCAUCGUGUAUUAAAGCAAUCCAGAAACGGGCCUUUAAAGUAAUCCUGGACCAAGAUAACUCUACGUGCUGAUUUUGCAUUGUCUAAAUUUAAUAUGAGAACUCUAGCUACUACUACUACUACUACUCUAGCCUUGUUUCUGAUCGUUUUAAAAGUUGGUUCCCUCUAAAUAGUAGAGUUCAUGCCAUGGAACUUGGACAAAGACGGCAGUUUGUUGAACCCAAGACAAAGGCUUCGAGGUACUCUUAGAGUGCUAUUCCAUCGUUUAUCAAACUAUGGAAUACACUUGCGAAUACCUAAUUGUAAGCAACGCUUGGAGAAAUGAGUAUUUCAUUCAUUUGAUUUUGUUUUAUUUUUUAACAUAAUUUUUGUAUCUUUGUUCAUAUAUCUUUCUAAUUAAUAAUUCUGUUGUCUUAUUUUAAAGUUUUUAUUUGAGUAGUAAUGUUUACCUGUAAAUCAAAUUACAAUUCGGUCUUUUACAACGAGAAUUUGAUGUUUUAAUAAAUAAAAAUAAAAUCAGCAGUUACCAGCGCCCUUGUACAAACCAA